ACCUCCUGAGGAGAUCAUACCCGCCGCCGCCGCGGAGCGCUGCAAGCGGAUCGUCGUCCUGGAGGCGACGCGCUUGCCCAAGGCCGGCGACGAGGAGAAGCUCGCCCGCCUGCGCUUCCCCAGGAACCACAGCGAGCGCCUCCUCCGCAGCGGGCUCUCGCUGAAGGACGUCGCCACGCAGGCCGCCUUCCGCGUGCUGGAGCAGUGGGCGGCCGUGCUGAGGCCGCUCGCCCCGCCCGAGGAGCUCCCGCGGGUGCUCGCCCUGUUCGUGCACGAGCGGGCCGAGGACAUGCUGUCGUCCCUGAGCAGCGGCCAGCGUGAUGAAGCGCCCGCGCAAGAGUGCCUGCGCGAGGGCCACGUGCAGCUCUCGCAGCCCGCCCUCCAGCGGGCCACGGGCUCGUCGCUCCGGGCGCCGGCCAACGCCGUGGUGCGCGGAUGCCAUCCGCUCGGUGCAGCCUUGCUGCGAGUCACGCCGCUGCCCGCCGAUCUCUCCGCUGGGCAGCACUGGGAGUGGUUGGUGGAGCUGUCCAGCUGCUUCGGCAUCGAAGAGGAGGUGGACGCCGCCUGGAUGUGCGCCGCGGAGCGUCGGCCGCGGCCCGGGCCGGAGACGCCGGGCGAGCGCGAGCGUGUCGAGGGGCGGCGGCGGCGGCACGAAGACCGCCCGAGAUUCUCGAGCACGGCCUCCAGAUCGAUGUCGGACUUUUCGCUGCGCAGGACCAGCCCAGCCUUCACGUGGGCCACGUUCCAGGCGGACCAGGGCAUGCGGUCCACCCUCUUCACGAACUGCUCGCCGCAGGUCCUCAGCUCGGACUCGCGGGCGUCCAGGGCUCGGGCCUCGCCUGGGCCCGGCCACUACGACAAGCCCCCGACUCGCGCCAGGAGCCGGGCGCACUUCCCAGCGGUGGGCCGCAGGAGGGCCGCCAACGGGGAGAUGAGCCUGUCGCAGGUGGGGCGGUGGCUCGUCCCCUGA
Molecule: messenger RNA, 970 nt
Organism: Prorocentrum cordatum
Lineage: Eukaryota; Dinophyceae; Prorocentrales; Prorocentraceae
Source: the annotation of a GenBank genome assembly